Molecule: messenger RNA, 1630 nt
Organism: Xenopus tropicalis (tropical clawed frog)
Lineage: Eukaryota; Metazoa; Chordata; Amphibia; Anura; Pipidae
Gene: tmem273
Product: transmembrane protein 273
Exons: 5
Coding region: 218-493 (91 amino acids)
Source: RefSeq, a predicted model, not a curated record
AAAGCAAACUGAAAACUGUUUAUACAGACUUUUUAAGAUAUCACCACUGAUGCUCUUCUGUCAGAUGUUUAGAAUUUACAUCAAGGAAAAGAUGUUAACUUAAGGAACUACAGUGUGACAGCUCUGACCAGUAUUUUGACUCUUCUGCCAGCACCCCAGACCAGAAAGUCAAGUCCUCAGCAACGCUUUACUGCAUGCAGUGUGCCAGUUCAAGAUCAUGGGCUUACUGGCCAGUGGUCAGCUUUUGUUACUUGCAAUCUUUGUGUUUUAUUUGGGUCCUGUAACUGCAGAUGACAAAAAUAAAGAAGAGUUUGAUGUUCAGUACGCUGUUAUUGGAGCCUGCGUGGGUGCGAUUUUGGCUGUAUCUUUUAUUGCUGUUAAAUUGUACAUGAUAAAGAAGCACAUGUUUGAUAAUAACUUCUCAGAAUCCGAGUCACUUAAUCAAAGGUCAUUCAGGAUGGGAGAUGGGGAGCCUCAUGGUAGUCUGCACUGAUCAAUGAAUCCAAAGACUGACAGAAGACAGAAGACUGUCAUGAAUGCACUGGACUUCUCAAACAAUAAAGUCUAAGGGAAAGGAACUAUUUUAAGACACAACAAUAUAUUUUUUUAAAUGUUUUCUUACUUGACAAAGAGUUGUUCCCUUAAAUAUUCGGUGUGUAACCCAGUAGAUGGGAUUUUUGCCGUUUAUGUAGUAUUAGUAGCUUUUAUGUUUCUUAUUUUUUGUUGUACACUGAUCUAAAUAUAUUUGCUACGAGUAAGAGCCACUGCAGAACUGGAGCAGGAAGAAACUGAAACUGACCUUUGUUGACCUUUGAGAACUUCUAAAAUGUCAGCUUCAUCUUAAAUGCCCUGGAUUUGUUGGAAAUUGAGUAUUAGAUCUGUGAAGGUGGUUAAUCCCUAGUCCUGUGAGCAUUAGGUAAGCUGUGAUAAAAGUUCAGGUAAGCAUUUCAGAUUAAUUUUGUAGACAUAGAUCAGACCCUGAUACAUUUUUUGCUGCAGUUGCAGUUACAUUUAUUUGUGUUGAAUUUAUAAUCUAAAAGGAGAAGGAUCUGUCAACCUAUAGCCCAAGUCUAAAAAUUCCUUCCCGAGAAUGGGAUUGGUAUCUGGAAUAUUGUGCUGAAGGGUUCACUUACUAAUGAAAGCAGCAAUGGCAAGCUUCUUUAGAGUAAAAACUAUGGUCUUGUACCUACAAGGGCCCUAAUUCAAGGGACAUGGCCUAGACAUGAGGCCAUGGAAUAACAGGUGGUUAUAUGUGAUUGGGGCAUAACUAGGCAUGGUUGUGGCCAAAAACUUCACAGGCUUGGUUCAGGGUGGUUGGCAUCUCUGCUAAUCCCACCCUUUGCCCUUUUUUAAACUUUUAUCAAGUGUAAAGCCAUUGUAUUGUCAUACUUUUGCAGCCCAUGCUUUUACAAAGUAAAUUAUAUUUUUAAAGCAAGGGUGUAAAUGGCUUUGAAUAGGUGUGACCAGAGGCUGUAGCAAAAAGAGUAGCAAAAGGAGUUGGCCAUUUAAUAUGGGCAUUUUUAAAUUCAGAAGUUAUUGAGUUGGAAUUAUAUUGUCAAUAUGUAUGUAUGUAUGCUGGCUUAUUAACACUUUUCUGCAAAUAAAAGACAACAGCCUUUUAUAGAUAUGA